This is a messenger RNA of Tinamus guttatus (white-throated tinamou), 939 nucleotides long. Its product is annotated as olfactory receptor 11L1. Gene Ontology annotation, molecular function: G protein-coupled receptor activity; olfactory receptor activity. Gene Ontology annotation, biological process: G protein-coupled receptor signaling pathway. The record is from RefSeq and is a predicted model, not a curated record. Lineage: Eukaryota; Metazoa; Chordata; Aves; Tinamiformes; Tinamidae. Gene Ontology annotation, cellular component: membrane.
AUGACAAAUGUUACAGCAGUACUGGAAUUCAGGCUGCUGGGUUUCAGUAGCAGCCCACACUGCCAGAUCCUGCUAUUCACAUUGUUCUUGGUUAUUUACAUCCUUACAAUCAUGGGAAACAUCAUUAUUAUUUCAGUGGUAACACUGGAGCCACAACUUCAUUCACCUAUGUACAAAUUUCUCAGGAACCUCUCUUUCCUAGAGAUCUGUUACACCACUACAAUUGUACCCAAGAUGCUGGCCAAUCUAGUGUCAGAGAAGAAAACCAUUUCUUUCUCAGGGUGCAUGGUGCAACUUUACUACUUUGUUUUCUUGGGAGCUACUGAGUGCUACCUCUUGGCAGUGAUGGCAUAUGACCGAUUCCUUGCAAUCUGUGACCCCCUGCAGUAUAUCACAUCAAUGACUGUUGAGUUUUAUACCUGUCUGACUGUGGCCUCCUGGGUCACUGGUGUUUUCACUGGUUUUCUGCCAUGUCUGAUGAUCUCCAGAUUGCAUUUCUGCAGUUACAAUCUAAUUGAUCACUUCUUCUGUGAUAUCCCUCCUCUACUGAUGCUCUCCUGCUCAGACACCACUGUCACAAAAGCUGUCAUCUUCAUCCUUUCUCUCCUGGUCCUUUCCAGUUGCUUUUUGUUGACUCUUGUCUCAUACCUAUUGAUAAUUCUUAGCAUCCUGAAGAUUCCCUCUGCUUCUGGAAGAAGAAAGACCUUUUCCACCUGCAGCUCACACCUUAUGGUAGUGACCAUAUACUAUUGUACAAUGAUUUUCAUGUAUGUUCGUCCCACCUCCAGCCUUCCCUCACAGCUCAACAAGGGUAUAUCUGUGCUCUACACAGUGAUCACACCGCUUCUCAAUCCAGUCAUCUACAGCCUGAGGAACAAGGGAUUUAAGAACGCCUUGGGAAAAAUAGUCACUCGAUAUCAUCGUGUUCAUGCUUUGUAA